Messenger RNA from Archocentrus centrarchus (flier cichlid), 4169 nucleotides. RefSeq names its product laminin, gamma 2 (gene lamc2). The coding region runs from base 86 to 3475 and encodes 1129 amino acids. Gene Ontology annotation, cellular component: basement membrane. Lineage: Eukaryota; Metazoa; Chordata; Actinopteri; Cichliformes; Cichlidae. The record is from RefSeq and is a predicted model, not a curated record. The transcript is spliced from 21 exons. Gene Ontology annotation, biological process: tissue development; axon guidance; animal organ morphogenesis.
UUUAAAGGCGGCAGUUUGAGGAGCUCAGCAGGAUUUUUUUUCGAUCAGCUGCAGCUUUCAGAUCUGAUUUCAGGAUUCACGCAUCAUGAGGAGCAGAUGGAUUUCACUCUUCGGACUUCUGUUUGCUGUUUGUGCCGUCCAGGCGACCUACAGAUACUACUCAAUCCUGCGCUGUGAGUGCAAUGGCAGAUCUCAGUACUGCCUGCGAGACACCUUGGGUCUGCACUGCGUCGACUGUCAGGGAAACACCGAAGGCCGCCACUGUGAGCACUGCAAGGACGGCUUCUACAUGCAGGGGGCGGAAGAGAGCUGCUCGCCCUGCCGCUGCAACCUCUCAGGUUCCAUCAGUAAGUCAUGUGACAGCAGGGGGCGCUGCAGCUGUAAAGAAGGUGUCACGGGGGACAAAUGUGACCGCUGCCCCAACGGACCAAUCGGGCCAGAGGGCUGCCCACAAAGCCGUCAGCCCAGACAGGAUUCUGGGAGUUCCACCCUGUCGUGUUUCUGUUACGGCCACAGCAGUCGCUGUUCAGCACAAUCUGGUUACUCGGUGCACAAGAUCACCUCCACCUUCACCAACGGUCCCGAGGACUGGAAGGUGGCGACGAUGCACGGCAGCACCCCAGACGACAUAAACUUCCGCUGGUCACCAAAACACCAGGACCUGGAGGUGAUCUCUGAAAACAGCCUACCAGUUUACCUGUAUGCCCCAGAUCCAUACCUUGGGAACCAGCUCCUGAGUUACGGACAGAACCUCUCCUUUUCGUUGCGUCUGGACCGCGGGGUCCGAUACCCGUCUGUCAGCGACGUGAUCCUGGAAGGUGGCGGUUUAAGAGUGGCUGCCUCUCUGGGUGACCUGCGAUCCAUCGUCCCCUGUGGUCAGAAGAUCAGCUACAGCUUCAGGUUGGACGAGCAGCCCAGCAGCAAAUGGAGGCCUCAGCUCUCCUCCUUCCAGUUCCAGACGCUCCUCCAGAACCUCACGGCCAUCAAAAUACGAGCCACAUUUGGAGAGACCGGACGUGGUUAUCUCGAUAACGUGCAGCUGGUGUCUGCACUGCGUGGCGAUGGUGUCCCGGCUCACUGGGUGCACACCUGCAGCUGCCCGCCGGGCCACGAGGGCGAGUUCUGCCAGCGCUGCUCGGCCGGCUUCAAACGCAGCACCCCCGCAGACGGAGCCUUCAGCCCCUGCGAGCCCUGCAGCUGCAGAGCAGACAGCUGCGACCACACCGCAGACUGUUACUCUGCUGAUGAGACGCCUGCAGAUCAGAGCUGCUCCCAGGGCUUCUACAGAGAUCCGAGGCGGCCUGAGACCUGCGUGAGAUGCCCCUGCCCGGAGGACGUGUCCUGCUCGCUGCCUCCUGGUUCCCUGGAGCCUCGCUGUGAUGCAUGUCCACGGGGAGCCACCGGUCCACGCUGUGACGUUUGUCAGGAGGGUUUUUAUGGUGACCCCUCGGGUGUUGGAGGUGUGCAGCAUCCCUGCAGACCCUGCCAGUGCAAUGGUCACAUCGAUGUCAGAGUGCCGGGAAGCUGCGACCGCAGCAGCGGCGAAUGCCUGAAGUGUGUGAACAACACGAGGGGACAGCACUGCGAGGACUGUGUGAGAGGUUUCUACCACAGCCGGCUCACCGACGCCUGCAAACCGUGUAACUGCGAUGUCCGGCACUCAGAGUCCGAUCAGUGCGAUGCUUCAGGGCAGUGUCGGUGCAGAGCGGGCUUCGAGGGUCUGAGGUGCCAACGAUCCAGCUGCCCUGCCUGCUUCACCCCCAUCAAAGCAAAGAUGGAUGCUUACGCUGCCAAACUGAAGGAGCUGGAGGCUCUGUUCUCUGACACGGACGGAGGUUUGAAACCAGCUAACAGCGCUGAGGUAGAGGCCGCCCUGAUGGAUGCUGAGUACCUGGUGAACGACAUGCAGGAUGACACCAAGGAGCUCGCAGAGUUGGAGAAGAUGCUGCAGAGCCGCCUGUCGUCCAUCAGCAGGAUACAGCUGGCUGAGGAGCAGGACAUCCAAAACAUCGCAGACACAGCCGACAACAUCAAACAGCAGCAGCAGACGUACAAGACGAAGGUGGCCGAGAUCCAGACGCUGAUGGAGGACAUGAAACGCCAACUGGAGGAGGCCAAACGCAAACUCAGUUCAGCUGAGAUUCCUCUUAGUGAUGCUCCGUUGGGUUCAAAUGACAUGUCUUCACUGGUGAAGAUGGCUACCGGUCUGGCUGACAAACACAAGACGAUUGCAGGCGCUGUGGAGAGAACCGCCAAUGAGGCUCUGAGUGACUCGCAGGAGAGUCUGGCUCUGGUCAGAAAUCUCAUGAACAAAGAGAACAAAGUCAAAGAGCUGAUUGGUGAUCUGAAAACCAUGUAUGACCAGACCUCAGCUCAGGUAAAGGGUUUUGAGAACCAGGCGAAACGUCUGAGCAGCGAGGCCAGAGAUGAGAGCAAAAUGGCAGAUGGCAUGCUGAAAGACAUCGCCACCUUAGAGCAAAACCUCCCCUCAUCCCUGAAGGGGGAGAUGGAUGCGAUGCUUUCCAGGCUGGAUGGAGUAAAGAAGGCAGUGAAUGAGAACAUAAACGGCAUCGAUGGACUGCAGGACGCUGUGCUAAGAGACAAGGCCACUGCUGAAGACCUGUUGGCCAAUGGCAAGGCUGCCCAGCAGAAGUUCAAUGACCUGCUGGACAGAGUCAACAGUGCCAAAGCCAACACCGAGGGUGCCAUCAAACUCAUCAACAGGAACACUAAUGAGCUAGAAGAUGCCCUGAAAACCCUGAGAGGCUUCGACCAACAGAUUGGCAACAGCAAAAAUCUGGCCGAUGCUGCCAUCAAGCGUCUUCCCGGCAUCAAUGCCACCAUCCAGGAGGCUGUCCGUGAAAAUAUCGCAACCAUGUCCAUUCUGGGAGACGUUGAUGAGGACUACAACAGUGCACAAGAAUCUAUCACCCAGCUUGAGAAACUGGUCUCUGGUCUGGAGAGUGAAUUAGCAUCUUUGCCAUCUCAUGGCGGUUUACUGGAUGAAGCCACCAAACUGAACGGGGAAGCAAAGAACCUGAAAACAGCGGCAGAAGAUUUUGCUGGAGACCUGGCCUCUAAGCUGAAGAACGGCGAGAAGCUGAAGACUGACGCCUCAGAGGUGUCUUUGGGAGCAGCUGCAGCUUACAGCAAUGCCAGACAGACGCGAGAGGCCGUGGGACAAACUCUGCAAGAUAUCAACAAUCUGCUGGCCAACAUGAAUCAGUCCGGUCCUGUGGAUGAAAGAAAGCUGAAACAGGUGGAGGACAACUUGGCCAAGGCUAAGAGUAAUAUAGAAGAUAAUUUGAGGCCCCGGCUCAGGGACAUGGAGGACAAGGAGGCUGCCCACCGCCGCCGGCUCACCUUGAUUAACCAGGACAUCAACACCAUCCUGGAAGACAUCAGUAACCUGGAGGAGAUCCUGGGCUCCAUCCCCACAGGCUGCUACAACAGUCCCCCCAUCGAGGGGGCCUGAGGGGCGCCUCUUCACCUGUAUAGACUCGACCUGCUGAGACUUACUGCGAAUGUACAUCACUUUUGCGUUAUUGCACUUAACAAGUACUGAUGACCUUCCUUUGUCUGUAAUGCAUAAAUGUACUGAAUUAUUUAGAAUCCAUAUCUAACUUUUCCCUGAGGUCUGUGUAAUGAUUAUCAGCACAGUGUAAGGGCUCUGUCAUGGAGCACAUAGACCUGGGUAGCCUUUAUGAUAUUUGUUUAACUCUUAAUUAAUUUAAUUCACUUUAAUCUCAGAUUUAUGCACCUCUCAGUUCGGGUCUUGUUUUUUAAAUUUGAAAGGAAUCAUUUCCAGUUUCCAUUAACGUGUCCUUGAAUCGACACCGUAGAACAACUUAAAGUGUAAAUGAAGAAACACCUUAAAGGUUACUUUUCUUCACUGAAUGAUUUGAUUGAAAUAAACAGGUUCAUUUUUACACCUUAAAGGGCAGUUAAAGGAUCUUUACAGGUUUGUUUCAGGGAUAAUCAAGAACUAAUUAGUGCACUGGUGUUUCAUUAUAUGCUGAGUAGGGCCCGUCUACUGUUUUUAUAAAAAUAUAUUGUUUAUAUAUUCUAUAUGUGAAUAUAUGUGAAUGCUAUAGUAUUUCUAACUGUACAUACACUAUCAGUGUUUCUGACCAGCACAAAUAUUUAUAUAAAAAUAAAUGAUCAUCCAU